Lasiosphaeria miniovina is the source of this 798-nucleotide messenger RNA. RefSeq names its product 40S ribosomal protein S26E. Gene Ontology annotation, biological process: translation. Gene Ontology annotation, molecular function: mRNA binding; structural constituent of ribosome. Gene Ontology annotation, cellular component: ribosome; cytosolic small ribosomal subunit. The coding region runs from base 174 to 539 and encodes 121 amino acids. The record is from RefSeq and is a predicted model, not a curated record. NCBI's taxonomy places the organism in Eukaryota, Fungi, Ascomycota, Sordariomycetes, Sordariales, Lasiosphaeriaceae. The transcript has 4 exons.
UAGGGGCUUGCCCUGGACCGAGCUUUGGCCGGACCGCAAUCAGCAGCUGGGCAGAAUUAGUGGGGCUUUGCUGCACGCCAGUCUUUUGGAGCAGCCGCCGAAAUUCUGAAAUACUCGUCUCUCCAUCACACACUUUUCUUGAGAUUUCCCAGAACACUCAAGAAAUCGCCAAGAUGGUCAAGAAGAGAAAGAAUAACGGCCGCAACAAGAAGGGCCGCGGCCACGUCAAGCCUAUUCGGUGCUCCAACUGCUCGCGAUGCACCCCCAAGGAUAAGGCGAUCAAGCGCUUCACCAUCCGCAACAUGGUCGAAUCCGCUGCCAUUCGCGAUAUCUCGGACGCUUCGGUGUUCGCUGAGUACACGGUUCCCAAGAUGUACCUCAAGCUGCAGUACUGCGUCUCUUGCGCCAUUCACGGCAAGAUUGUCCGUGUCCGAUCCCGCGUGGGCCGCCGCAACCGUGCUCCCCCCCCUCGUGUCCGGUACAACAAGGACGGCAAGAAGGUCACCCCUACCCAGGGUGCGAAGACCACCACCGCUUAGUCGGCGGCUGAGUAACGAUCUUCGGGGUUCUAGGGCGUUCGCGUUGGUGGCAUUCGGUUAUUCGGAUGAUUGAUGGUCUUGACAAAGCGACAUGAUAUGACGACUGGCUUCGCCUGGCAGAUCUGGCAACACGGAAACGGAUUGGCAUUGGGGUUCUCAAAAGUCAAAGGGAUCAUAGAGCCGUAGUCACCAAUUCAGCGCACUUGUUGUGUAGAUGAACAAACAUGCCAUGCCCAAUCGUGCUUGAUGGGGUGCCAUA